UACAACGACCAGAAGCUCUUGCGGUUUACGUCGACGUCGCCGACCGGAAGUGAACGAAACCGUCGCGUGCAGAGGGUCACAUUGGACACACAUCAAUGUUUCAUAAUAAUAAAACAAUCUAAUCACUAAUAACAGUAUCUGAGGUGUAAAUGGAUCCGUCUAAAGCAGAGGAGCCGCAGCUGAGACACGUGGAGAAAGAUGUGUUGAUUCCUAAGUUGAUGCGGGAGAAAGCCAAAGAGAGAUGCUCUCAACAUGUGGACGCGUUCAAUCGCUGCUGUAAGGACAGUGGUUUCUUCAUGGUGUUCAAGUGUCAGGAGGAGAACGCUGCUCUGAAAGAGUGUCUGACGCAACAUUAUCAGGAUCCGGCGUUCUUCGAAGAGUGCAAGCAGGAGUAUCUCCGAGAGAAACAGGAAUACCAACAGACCGGGAUUCCAGCCAAGAACAGGAAGCAGAAGCUUCCCACCAGCAUGUAGACGGACGGGAUGAAGAACACUGCAGCGAGGAAGAGGAUGAUGGACUCAUUUCUGGCCGUUUGUGGAGACGCGGUUGUCUCUGAUGGACGUUCUCUCUGUGUCUGUUGGUUUAUAUUCAUGAUUAGCUCUUAUAAAUCAUCUCUUGCACCUAAAGCCUAAUAAAAAUUCAUAGAGGA
Carassius gibelio (silver crucian carp) is the source of this 649-nucleotide messenger RNA. It is a transcript of the gene cmc1, whose product is annotated as C-x(9)-C motif containing 1. The transcript is spliced from 4 exons. Bases 150 to 473 code for a protein of 107 amino acids. The record is from RefSeq and is a predicted model, not a curated record. Gene Ontology annotation, cellular component: mitochondrion. Lineage: Eukaryota; Metazoa; Chordata; Actinopteri; Cypriniformes; Cyprinidae.